Messenger RNA from Kwoniella shivajii, 1803 nucleotides. RefSeq lists its product as uncharacterized. Bases 1 to 1803 code for a protein of 600 amino acids. Gene Ontology annotation, biological process: heterochromatin formation; negative regulation of transcription by RNA polymerase II. NCBI's taxonomy places the organism in Eukaryota, Fungi, Basidiomycota, Tremellomycetes, Tremellales, Cryptococcaceae. The transcript is spliced from 8 exons. Gene Ontology annotation, cellular component: ESC/E(Z) complex. Gene Ontology annotation, molecular function: nucleosome binding; protein binding. The record is from RefSeq and is a predicted model, not a curated record.
AUGAACGGAAUCAGAGAUCUGACAGAAGAAUAUCCGACACCUGUAUCGAUCGAAAUCCUAUCUUCUUCGGAGGAAGAUAAUUCUGAAGAUGAACAAUCAGCCGGAUCAUCCUUGAAAUGGUAUAAGAAAGUAAACAAGUAUAGAGGUAGGGGCGGUCAUCCAUAUGUCUGUCAUGCUAUUGCAACUCAAGGACCACAAAGGAAACAGACUAGAUAUGAAGAUGUGAAAUUCUGGCCUUAUAUAGGCCCGUUACAACCUUGGAAAACGCCCAAUGGUGUUCAAUGGUCUUGGAAGGAAUAUGAAAAUACUAUAGCCACAUGUACGAAAGGUAAAAUAACAGUCGCAAGGUGUACAGAAAAGGAUCCCUGGAAGAUCUUAUGGGAAAUGGAUAUAAACGAUCAUCUAUAUACUAUAACAUGGGGUUAUCAUCCAUUUACAUGUCAUCCUUUAAUAGUCACGGCUGGUCAAAAAGGCUUGAUAUACAUACUCGAUACGAUCACCAAGGAAUGCUUGAGGGUCCUCCGAGGUCAUGGUGGUGAUAUCCUUUGGCUCACUUCCCAUCCUCUUCAUCCACAUAUUCUAGCUUCAACAUCCUAUGACAAGUCAACCAGAAUAUGGAAUAUUUUAGGAUCAGAUGAACCUAAAAUACCCCUAGGAGAAUACCCAAAUGAAAAUUUCCCUAUGGGUGAUGCGGAUGAAGGUAAUUGUUUAUUCGCAAUAUUAGCUGGGGAAGGAAAAGGUGGUCAUAGAGGUUAUGUCAGUUGUGCAACAUUCCAUCCAAUCAAGAAUGCAAUUGCAACAGUUGGAUUAGAUAGACAAGUGAAAAUAUGGGCAUUACCUGAAUUUCCAAAACCGAAAUUAAAACCAAUACCGACGCCGAGAGGGUAUAGAGCGAAAAUAAUCUUCGUACCGGUAUUUUCGACGAGCAGAUUACACGAGGACUUUGUGGAUUUUGUCGAUUGGCUAGGCGACGACACCUUGAUUACGAGAUCAAGGCAACAGGUGGCUAUUUGGCAAUGGUUAGGAUAUAGAAGAUACUUCCGUCCGAAAGAUCCAUUACCGCAGAAUAUCGACCCUAGUGUACACGAUUAUAAUGAUUCAGGCUCAUUCAUGCCUAUCUCGAAAUAUCCCCUCGGAUCCGAUUGCUGGGCAAUGAACGCUUCGUUGCAUCGUCCUUUCUCCCCUACUACAAGCGAGCUAGAUAAGAUGUCAAUGGAUGGACACAUCCUUACCGAUCCGCUGGUUGCUCUCGUUGCUCAUAGAGUAGGACAUCACGCCCCUGAGAUCCUAUUGUUUAACCCUUUGCUUGCACAAGAUGGUGAACCGCCUUUACCGCCUCGAGAGAUGAGAGCCAGAAGCAGAAGAGAUAGUGUAGCAUCUGAAUCUGAAGCACCCACUUCUCCUGUAAUUGGGGACACCUUAAUGGAGACAGCUGUUGAGGAACCCGAAGAUCCGGCCCCUGCGGGAAAUGGGAAUGUCAAUACGCAGUCAGUGAAUGUAGAUAUACAACAAGAUAUCAUCACAGAACAAAAUGGAUCUGCAAUUGGACCUGAACCUGCAUCUGGAUCUGGAUCCGCAGCACAUGUUGGAAUCACACCAGGACCAAGAAACAGGUCUUUGGAAUCUUGGAGAUUAGUAGCAUCGGAUUAUCAAGCUUUGGUCAAAUAUAAUUCGAAGAAAGGGUGGAGAAUGUUCAUUGGUGGUACAAAUAUAUGUAAUGUUGCUAUAUCACCUAGAGGUGCAAAAUGGAUCGUUGGUGUAGGUGAACCUGGUACUGUCUUUGUUUGGAAAUUGGAUGAUUAG